Molecule: messenger RNA, 759 nt
Organism: Paramecium tetraurelia
Lineage: Eukaryota; Ciliophora; Oligohymenophorea; Peniculida; Parameciidae
Exons: 2
Source: RefSeq, a predicted model, not a curated record
AUGAUUCCUGUACAAGUAUUGAAAACCAUUUAAAAUCAGAAUAUUUAACUUCAUUAAACAAACCCAGCCUUUCUUAAAUCAAGAAAACACUCUCCUAUUAACCAUUUAAUCGUUACUCGUCAUCCAAGGGUAAGCCAUCAAAUCAAGGAGUAGUCAAAUUCUUUAUAAAAACAUUUAAAGACCUCCUCUCAAUAUAAUAAGUGUAUCUAAUCCGUUGAAUAAUUUCAAAGGCUACCAACUGAAGCAAAUGGGGAGACUAAAAAUAGACCUGCAAUUCAAAUUUCGAGUGCUCUUAAAAUGUCUUCCUCAAAACAUCCUUCUGAAUAAUAUUACGACACACUAAAAUUUUCUUCUUUUGUAAAUGAAAAAGUAAAUGAUUAAUUCGUUUAUACUAAUAUUGGAGAAGCUAAAGAAAAUGAGAAGGAAUUUAGUCAAGCUAAAAUUGUUAAUGGAAGUGUGGACACUUUCAUUGUACAUAAGACUGUUUUGAAUUGGAAAAAUUUAGAAAUCUAAAAAUUAGAAAAGGAGUUAGAAUAACUGAAAUAAGAGAAUAGAAAAUAUCAAAAUUUAGAAAUUGAUUACUAAACUUUGUUGUAGGAGAAUUCAAAAUUAAAACUAGUUGUAUAGACUUAAUAAAUAGAAAUAAAUUGUUUAAAUCAUCAGUAGACAUUUACUUAACUUGGAAAAUCUUCUGAUUACGUGAGUGCUUUGAGUGAUUCAGAUAAAUUAAAAUUACAGUCUUUAAUUGAAUGCGAUUGA